Messenger RNA from Geosmithia morbida, 1200 nucleotides. Its product is annotated as solute carrier family 25 (mitochondrial carrier protein), member 16. The record is from RefSeq and is a predicted model, not a curated record. The transcript has 2 exons. Gene Ontology annotation, biological process: transmembrane transport. Lineage: Eukaryota; Fungi; Ascomycota; Sordariomycetes; Hypocreales; Bionectriaceae. The coding region runs from base 1 to 1200 and encodes 399 amino acids.
AUGUCCUCCGCCCACAUGAGCCAUGGCUCUUCCACGCCAGAGGUGACGCGUGAGGAUGAUAGCACCUCGGGCCAGAAGCAGCGCUCGGCGCCGACGAUACAGCAGCAGCAACAGCAGCAGCAGGAUGCCAAGGCAGCAUCGUCAUCAUCAUUCAACCGAACACGCACAUUAGACUAUGUCUGGAGGUCAGGCACUGCCGGUGGACUAGCUGGAUGCGCAGCCAAGACGGUUGUCGCUCCGCUCGACCGAGUCAAGAUCCUCUUCCAAGCGAGCAAUCCUCAAUUCGCAAAAUACACGGGCUCUUGGUUCGGCGUUGUAAGGGCCAUGAAGGACAUAUACGCCCAGGACGGCCCCCGAGGCCUGUACCGUGGCCACUCGGCCACGCUCCUCCGCAUAUUUCCGUACGCAGGUAUCAAGUUCCUCGCCUACGAGCAGAUCCGUGCUAUGAUCAUACCGACAAAGAAUCACGAGACACCGCUACGACGCAUGGUCAGUGGCAGCCUCGCGGGCGUCACGUCCGUCUUCUUCACGUACCCCCUCGAGGUGAUACGUGUGCGCCUCGCUUUCGAGACCAAGCACGAGGGGAGGUCAUCUCUUUCAUCAAUAUUCCGCCAGAUAUAUCACGAGCAGCCCAUACAAAAACCGGCAACGCCGCACCUUGCGGCACAUGGCGCUGGCUCUGUGACAGCGGCUGCCGAUGCUGCUGCUGCUGCCGCCGCCGCCGCCGCGCCGCGUAGUGGCCUCGUCAAUUUCUACCGCGGCUUCGGCCCCACGCUCCUGGGAAUGCUCCCGUACGCGGGCAUCUCGUUCCUGACCCACGACACGGUCAGCGACUUACUUCGCCACCCCUCCAUCGCGGCACAUACGACCCUCACAACGUGGGACGGUCAGUCCCAUCACCCUAGCGGCAAGGCGGCACCCCUCCGGUACUGGGCCGAGCUGUUUGCCGGCGGCGUCUCGGGGCUCGUCUCCCAGACGGCAUCGUACCCUCUCGAGGUCAUUAGGCGGCGCAUGCAGGUCGGCGGUGUCGUGGGCGAUGGCCACCGUCUGGGUCUUGGCGAGACGGCCGGCAGGAUCUUCCGUGAGAAGGGCUUCCGGGGUUUCUUUGUCGGACUGACUAUCGGAUACGCCAAGGUGAUUCCCAUGGGAGCCGUGAGCUUCUACACCUAUGAGCGUUUGAAACUGCUCUUUGGAAUCUAA